GCCGUGAGUUCUACAGUCCUUUUUUUUACCGGCAGUAUAAGUAGACCGUGACUGAUCACACACUCCUGCACAGUAGGUGGCGGUAUCGAUCCGCCAAUCAAACUCAUGGAUGAAAAAGAAGAAAUCGAGUAACUAGUUGAUGGCAAACUUUACCUAUAUAUAAUCUUAUAUAAUUUAACUUGCUACCGUUACUAUUACGUUUUAUAGUCUAGACACUGCGCAGUUGAGUCAAUUUUAAGGUGAAUCGAAAGGAUAAGAUUGAUUUAGUGUCCACAUGGGCCAGUGAGGGGGCGAGUUGGACGUACGAAGAGGAUAGACGCGCUGUCUGCUACAUUUCAUCCGCAGUUUGCUUCGUACGUUCAUCUACAUUAGAUCACAUUUGCGGAUUCAUGUAUGGUUCUGAUGGCUUCUCUGGGAGUGACCGAAAAAGAUGAUACAGGGGAGUAUGGUGUUCCCUCAAUGGAACUUUUUAAUAACGAUACAGUUUCCAAUAUGUUGACCAGCCCCGAGCAGAUGGAGGUACUCCAGAGGAUGCGUUUUCAUGAUUGCAGCCAAAAGGAAGGUCAGAGCGUGUCAAGUUUCAUCGCAGAGCUGCGGGAGUUGGCGUCUGGCUGUGGCUUCAGUACCCAGCAGGAACUUCUGCUCAGAGACAGAAUCCUCUAUGGUGUAACUGACAAGUCACUGCAGAUAAUCCUUUUGACCGAGACAAAGCUCACCCUCCAGUCCGUUGAAGAGAGAGCCCUGGCUGCAGAGGAGGCUGCAGAAGAGGCUGCAGCCAAUGCCUGCCCCCAGUCAAUGAGAAACAUCAGUACCAUCCAAGUAGAACUCGAUUAUGACGAUAACAAUGAAGGAGUUGAAGAGUGGUUUGAGAGGUCUGAGGCCAGGGAUGAUGUUGAGGCCAUUGACGAGGAGCAGCCUGACAUCUCCAGCGGAACCACCCACUGCCCCUUCUGUAGCCGCAGCUUCAGAGGGAAGGCCAAGCUGGAGAGGCACCUCCGAAGUCACACCGGAGAGAAACCCUUUCCCUGCCUCGACUGUGGGAAGAGAUUCAGCCAAACCUACCACUUGCAGAGACACCUGCGAAACAUCCACAAGCAGGAAAGCCUCGACCCCUGCCACCAGCUGCCUAGCAACGGGACGACGCAUCUCGGAGACAAUGAAGAGACAGGUGAUGAUGAUGGUGAGGAUGAAGACGUGAAUGACGUGGCACAGCCUGAGAUCCCCACAACCCCCCACUGCUCCAUCUGUGACCGCAGCUUCAGAGGGAAGGCCAAGCUGGAGAGGCACCUCCGAAGUCACACCGGAGAGAAACCCUUCCCCUGCCCCGACUGUGGGAAGAGAUUCAGCCAAACCUACCACUUGCAGAGACACCUGCGAAACAUCCACAACCUGGACACUAACCCUAAAGACACAGAAGAUGACGACAAUGAUGCUAAUCGAGAAGAGGAAGCUCCGGGUCACACGACACGGCCGGAGGCCUCCAGGGGACCCCGCCAGUGUUCCAUCUGUGCCCAGACCUUCAGAGGAAGAGCAAGGAUGGAGAGGCACCUUCGAACUCACACCGGAGAAAAACCUUUCCCCUGCCUUGACUGUGGGAAGAGAUUCGGCCAAAACUACCACUUGCAAAGACACCGGAGGGUCCACACCCGGGAGCGGAGGGGAUCCAAACGCCCUAAACGCCGGGGCAAGACGUCCCACUCGGAGACGGAGCUCAAAGCGUCCAAGCAGCUGACCCAACACAAGAAGAAGAAACCCUACUUGUGCUCCAGGUGUGAUGAUAGAUUCUCCAGCCUGGAGGAGCUGACGGCUCACCUCCCUAACCACGAAGGGGAGAAGCCUAUGAUCUGCUCCGACUGCGGGAAGACCUUCCUUAACCACACCAAAAUGCUGAGACACCAGAAGCUCCACGUGUCGGGAAAACAGCACCUCUGCAACGAGUGUGGGAAGGUGUUCACCUCCCCGACAGUGCUCAUGAAGCACAUGCAGACCCACACAGGGGAGAGACCGUACCUCUGUGCAGAGUGCGGCAUGACGUUUCGCUACAGCUCCCAAUACUACACGCAUAAGCGGAAGCACACAGAAUCACUGCCUAGAUACUCGUGUUCAGACUGCGGUCGAACGUACAGCCGUCUGUCCGAUGUUCAAAGGCACCUGAGAACGCACACGGGCGAAAGACCUUAUCACUGUCCCUGCUGCGACAAAAGCUUCCACAGGCAAGAACAGCUCACAACUCACACGAGGAUUCACACUGGGGAGAAACCCUAUGGAUGCCAUGUCUGUGGCAAGAAGUUCACCCAGAGUGGAGACAAGAGCAGGCACAUGAGUAGGUUUCAUCCCGACGCCACUUCACAAACAUUUUGAGCAAGGCAUUGAAUGUUCAUGUGUUGUUCACAAUAUCAAACUGUUUUGACAUUUGAUUUGUUUUGCUAGAUGCGUGUACGCUGGUCAUACCUUUGUCUGGAAAUGUCAAAAGUCUACAUUUUGAGUCUGUACUUACUAAAAAUUAAAUCCUCUUUUGA
This is a messenger RNA of Osmerus eperlanus (European smelt), 2519 nucleotides long. Its product is annotated as zinc finger protein 436-like. Gene Ontology annotation, biological process: regulation of transcription by RNA polymerase II. The coding region runs from base 394 to 2361 and encodes 655 amino acids. The transcript has 2 exons. Gene Ontology annotation, cellular component: nucleus. The record is from RefSeq and is a predicted model, not a curated record. NCBI's taxonomy places the organism in Eukaryota, Metazoa, Chordata, Actinopteri, Osmeriformes, Osmeridae. Gene Ontology annotation, molecular function: DNA-binding transcription factor activity, RNA polymerase II-specific.